Molecule: messenger RNA, 723 nt
Organism: Suillus bovinus
Lineage: Eukaryota; Fungi; Basidiomycota; Agaricomycetes; Boletales; Suillaceae
Product: HCP-like protein
Exons: 4
Molecular function (GO): protein binding
Source: RefSeq, a predicted model, not a curated record
UCUCUCUCAUCUCCCUCCCAUGUACACCUUCCCUCUCACCCGCCAUCUGUACGUCCAAGCUCACCAGCAAGCUUGUACUCCACGUCAUAUUCGUUUUACCGUCUGAGCGAUGGCUCUCCAUCCCCAACUGGCAAUUCACAAUUUCCUACCCAUUCACCUUCCCCGUCGAGCAACCGUUCACAUCACACCGAGCCUUCUACUCCACAGGAAUAUCUUCAGCUAGGAAUACAAUACCACGAAGCAAACAAACUACAAGAUAGUGCAUUUUACUUCGAGAAAAGUGCAAAGGAACAGGGUGGGUGUGGGAUAGGGAUGCUCAUGUGGGGAUUGACAUUGAGGCACGGGUGGGGAUGCGAGAAGAAUGAGAAAAGUGGGUUUAAGUGGUUAACAAAGGCCGCGGAAAGCGCAGUAGAUGAUUUGGGCAAGGCGAGAGAAGGCAUGGACGUAAAAGCUGUUAGAUCGGAGCUUAUACUAGCGAUUUAUGAGGUUGGGCAGUGCUUUUUUCAUGGCUGGGGUAUAGCUAAGGACUACAAGAUGGCAGUCAGUUACUAUCGAGUUGCUGCCAACCUUGGUGACGGGGACGCACAAGAAGAUCUCGCUUUUUGCCUAGCCAAUGGCAAAGGGUGCAAGAGGGAUAAAAAAGAAGCUGCUAGGUGGUAUCGCGCGGCUGUCGAACAAGGUGCCAGCGACGUGGGGAUGGCGUGGAUCUACAAGGAUAAAUAC